Cololabis saira (Pacific saury) is the source of this 1461-nucleotide messenger RNA. RefSeq names its product magnesium transporter protein 1-like. Gene Ontology annotation, cellular component: oligosaccharyltransferase complex. Lineage: Eukaryota; Metazoa; Chordata; Actinopteri; Beloniformes; Belonidae. The record is from RefSeq and is a predicted model, not a curated record. The coding region runs from base 58 to 1041 and encodes 327 amino acids. The transcript is spliced from 10 exons.
UGGCUGAGCGCGGGCCAGUAGGAAGCUGCCAGGAGCGACAGCGGCGUGAGUUCCACAAUGUUUGGGAAAGUUUUCCCGUUGCUGCUUCUCCUAAGUGUGGGGCACGAGCAUGGCGAGGCGCAGAGGAAGAAGGAGACGCUGCUGUCAGAGAAGGUGUCUCAGAUGAUGGACUGGUCCUCAAGACGCUCCGUCAUCAGGAUGAACGGGGACAAAUUCAGACGUUUUGUCAAAGCUCCACCCAGGAACUACUCUGUGGUCAUCAUGUUCACGGCGCUGCAGCCACACAGGCAGUGUGGAGUGUGCAGACAAGCCGAUGAAGAGUUCCAGGUCCUGGCUAACUCCUGGAGAUACUCCUCUGCCUUCACCAACAAGGUCUUCUUUGCGUCAGUGGACUUUGAUGAAGGAUCAGAUGUUUUUCAGAUGCUCAACAUGAACUCUGCCCCCACAUUCCUCCACUUCCCAUCCAAAGGGAAGCCCCGGCGGGCCGACACCUACGAGCUGCAGGUGAGAGGGUUCUCAUCCGAGCAGCUGUCCAGGUGGGUGGCCGACAGGACGGACGUCCAGAUCCGGGUUAUCCGGCCCCCAAACUACGCCGGGCCGCUGCUGCUGGGUUUCCUCCUGGCUGUGAUCGGUGGACUGGCCUACCUGCGACGGAACAACCUGGAGUUCCUGUUCAACAAGAACGUGUGGGCCUUCUCUGCUCUGUGCUUCACCCUGAUCAUGACCUCGGGACAGAUGUGGAACCACAUCAGAGGACCUCCGUACGCUCACAAGAACCCCAGCACCGGGCAGAUCAGCUACAUCCACGGCAGCAGCCAGGCCCAGUUCGUGGCAGAGACGCACAUCAUCCUGCUCUUCAACGCUGCCGUUACCACGGGGAUGGUGCUGCUGUGUGAGGCUGCAACUUCUGAGCUGGAUGUCGGGAAGAGGAAAAUCAUGUGUGUGGCUGGCAUCUGUCUGGUGGUGCUGUUCUUCAGCUGGCUGCUGUCCAUCUUCAGAGCCAAGUACCACGGAUACCCGUACAGCUUCCUGAUGAAUUAGAGGUCUCCAUCCUCUCCCCAACCAGAGGCCGGGAGUUUCUCAGACCAGCCGUCAACAAGCAAGCUGUCGUCAUGGCAACACAUGGUAGCCAUCUGAAGAGGAGAGCGCGUUAAUACGCAGCCACAGUGCCUUUUUUUAAUCUGUUAAAACCUCACACCUCUGAUCUUUGAACUCAUGUUUGCCAAAGGACCUGGACGUCCGUGGUCAGUUCUGAAACGACCUCGUUGGUAUCGGAUCAUGUCCGUCUGAAAUCAGUUAACCCAUAAACCCGUGUGUUCUGUCACAUCUCGGAUCAGAAGAUGAUAUACAUCUGCAUUCAGAAGCUGUAACAAUUCCCAGGUUGUGUUGAAGCAGUUUACAUAUUUAAUAAACCAGCAAUCACAGUCGUCCAUGUUUGUUGGACACUGAUUUCCUUCCAGA